This is a messenger RNA of Meloidogyne enterolobii, 327 nucleotides long. Lineage: Eukaryota; Metazoa; Nematoda; Chromadorea; Rhabditida; Meloidogynidae. The record is from the annotation of a GenBank genome assembly.
AUGUCAAAAGGACCUCAAAAAUUAAAUUUUAUUUUAUUUACAUUAUUUUUGUCUAUAAAUUUAUGUCUCUCCCUUUCCCAAUCUCAACAAAAUCCUAAUUUUGUUGCUAGGCUAAGUAAAUAUGGUAUUGACUUUUUUGGUUUAAUUGGCCAUAAAUUGGUCAACAAAGAAUUACCUAAAACUAAUUUUCCCGAUAUUUUACUUCCAAUUGAUGAUGGACCUGGAUCAGGUAUUUUUUUAUUUUUAAAUUUUUAUCACGCCUAUAGCAAUAUUAGUAAAUACAUUUUGGUGCAUAAGUUUCUACUAAAACUCAAAUUAUCUUUUUAA